AUUUUCCCUAAAAUCAGAAGUCUUACAUCUAGCUCUCACUCCCAGUCUGCCUCCGCCGCAGCCGUGCCGUGGCCGCGCCACCGCUGCGUACCAAGGCGAAUGAUUUUUCUUUAAAAUAAAAAAAUUAUUUUCUUUUAUAUUGAGUUUUUGCUUUCUGAUCCUGUAAGGAGUCUGGGCUUUCUGUAAUUUUUUGCAUUUCUUUCAAGCUACAUAGCAUUCUCGUUUAUUCUUUGGUUUUGUCGCAACUGAUUUGUAAUCUAAGAUCAGAAAUUAGUAGUCACGUUUUUUUUUUAUUCUUUUUUUAAGAAAUCAACAUUUUUUGAGGGCUUUUCCCCUUUAAAUAUUAUGAACCAGCGAAGAAUAAACACUUAGGGCCUGCUUGCCAGAUUUUCUCCACUGAUUUUGAUUGCAUCUUGGUGAAACUGUUUACGAGAUGUUGAGAAAACCAUUGAUUGUUAGUUUAUUGGGGCUCUGGAUCAGUGUAGUGUGAUUUGGGUUGUGAUUCUCGACUCAACAAAUUGGUGAUUUUUGGGCUUUUCAAAUUUUCUUCCAAUUUUACAGUCAAAAAACAACUAUUUCCAAAUCUACCCUAAAAAGGAAUUACGCUUGGACAAGAAGAAAAGAAAUCCUCUUCAAAUAACUCUCUCUCAAACGCUUCAGAACGCAUCCACUCUUCAGAUCUUCCAUCAGUUCUUUUAAAAAUGGAAGGAAGCUUAUCAAAUGUUGCUCCUGAAACCAAAUCUGUCACCCGUCCCACAUCUUCUCCGAAGGCAUCUAAAAGGCUUUCGGAUUCAAUAACAAAUUUUACCGUUCAGUGUGCCAAUUGCUUAAAAUGGAGGUUCAUCCCCACAAAGGAGAAGUAUGAGCAGAUACGAGAAACAAUAGUGGAACAACCUUUUGUUUGUAAAAUGGCUCAUGAAUGGCGUCCUGAGAUAACAUGUGAUGUUGAACCAGAUCUCGUGAAAGAUGAUGGCAGUUGGCGUUGGGCAAUAGACAAGCCCAGUAUUCCUAAACCUCCUCCAGGCUGGCAACGAAUUUUACGACUCAGAGCUGAAGGAGGCACAAAAUUUUCCGACGUGUAUUAUGUUCCUCCAUCAUCAGGCAAGUGGUUGCGAACAACGAGGGAAGUUGAGAGGUACCUAAGUGAGCAUCCCGAAUACAUAGGCGUAACAAUGUCACAGUUCUCCUUUCGGACUCCUGUACCAUCGGAGAAAAAUUAUGUUCGAAAACGUCUUGCCCGUUCUUCUGCUUCACCCGACACGGGCGAAGCUGCAAUGCCAGUUGCUGCCAUUCCGAUAUCUUGGAUUGCUCCAGACCAGAUUGAAGAUUUGCAAUUUGGUGAGGAAGGGAGCUCUCAUGUUGAGGCACCUGCUGAAAGCUGAGGACGGCAUAUCUGUAAUUCCUACAGCAGGCAGCGGACAUUGGUUAAAUACACCACAACAGUUCGUAGCAUAGAUUGUAAUGUAUAAUAUGUAUGUCGAUUGUGUGAAGACUGUAAAACUGUGGUACAUUUAUCAUUUAUGUUUUCUUGUGAUUAGUGUUGUAUCUUUUAUAAUAAAUUGAUGUCUUUAUAGUCUUCAUUUUUCCCUA
Olea europaea var. sylvestris is the source of this 1590-nucleotide messenger RNA. Its product is annotated as methyl-CpG-binding domain-containing protein 2-like. Bases 702 to 1382 code for a protein of 226 amino acids. NCBI's taxonomy places the organism in Eukaryota, Viridiplantae, Streptophyta, Magnoliopsida, Lamiales, Oleaceae. Gene Ontology annotation, molecular function: zinc ion binding; DNA binding. The transcript has 7 exons. The record is from RefSeq and is a predicted model, not a curated record.